CUAUAUACAAGAGACUACUGACUAGGACUAGGAGUACUAUUAGGCAGUCGAUGCCGAUUAUCCAUGAAUAUCAUUAACAUUUCUUAGGUCACAAUUGCCUUGGGUAGUUGCCUACAUAGGCUACAGCUUGACAUCCGACCCUGCUCAGAAGCAAGUUGCGCCUUACGUAUUGGUCUCGAACAUCCUGAUCCGAGAUUCGACUCCAAUGAGCAUCAGACGGAAAAGCACAACUCAUGAUCUUGCAACUCUACGCCUGCACCCAGACGGAUCGCGCGUUCAACAAUCAUCUAUCAACAGAAGAACACGCACAGCUCCUUCAACUGUCCCAGACACCAGAGGCAACUGGAUCGCCCGCGAUGCAGGGGGUAAAGCUGCUGUGAGGAAAACCAGAAACACUAGUGCCCGGGCGGAUGACGAGGACGGAGAAUUUAUCGAUAUUCGUCUCUCUGAUGAGUUGGUUGAAGAGGAACUUACGGUACGGACGAGUAAGAAAGGCAAGCAAAAGGCCACCGAGAGCGACUCGGAAGACAGUGGCGGGAAACGCACCGGCAGAAAUUUCAGGGCGAGGAAACGACGCAGCUUCACAGAUGACUGGUCGUUCUUGGCGCCCUCGCCGCCCCGUGUCUUUCCACAACCAGAAUCGACUUCUGAAGAUGACUCUUCCUCGUAUUCAUCUGAUUCUGAUUCUGAAUCGGAGGAGAUCAAAAUCACGCUUCCGGACCCAUCCCCCGAGCUGCUAAAAUGCAUCCACCACUUUGCCAGCCGUUACUAUCAGGAACAAGGUGUUUUGUCCGAUAGAAGCAGGGGUUUCCGAGACGAGAGGAAAACCCGGCGCUCCAAAAAGAGUGCCAUCAAUAUUCACGAUCAGACAACAAGAAAGCCGGCGCUGUGGACGAGGGAUUCUUCCCUUGAUGCGGAGGAUGACGAGGAUGAGUGGGAAGACGAGGAAGAUGAGCGUGAAGAUGGUGAAGAUGAGUGGGAAGAUGAAGAUGAAGACAUGGAAGAUGGUGAAAACCCUUCUCGCAACGAUGAAAAUGUGAAGAAGGACAUGUACAAGGCGCUUGACGGCUCGGCUUUGGUUGCAAUAGGCAUAAUUCUUCAAGAGCAAAUUGCACAUGCGAUGACUGCUGGCUUCCCUGCUACUCAUGCACAUCCAGUGCGGCGGCAGCGGGAUGAUUUCGCAGAACUCAGCUCUUCACUUGAAUCCGACUGAUACCACCCGUCUGCUAUCCACGCAGUAGUUUAUAUUCCAGCGUAAUAAAUGAAUUAGAUCGCGAGCAACAUACAUAGACGAGGAGAA
Messenger RNA from Suillus paluster, 1300 nucleotides. RefSeq lists its product as uncharacterized. The transcript has 3 exons. The record is from RefSeq and is a predicted model, not a curated record. The coding region runs from base 206 to 1213 and encodes 335 amino acids. Lineage: Eukaryota; Fungi; Basidiomycota; Agaricomycetes; Boletales; Suillaceae.